Molecule: messenger RNA, 1251 nt
Organism: Musca vetustissima
Lineage: Eukaryota; Metazoa; Arthropoda; Insecta; Diptera; Muscidae
Product: putative odorant receptor 69a
Exons: 5
Coding region: 1-1251 (416 amino acids)
Biological process (GO): detection of chemical stimulus involved in sensory perception of smell; sensory perception of smell
Cellular component (GO): plasma membrane
Molecular function (GO): olfactory receptor activity; odorant binding
Source: RefSeq, a predicted model, not a curated record
AUGUACCACAGCUAUCGUUUGCAAGAUUUUAUGAUUUAUCCAAAUAUUGCCCUGACUAUGGCCUUGGUUCAGCCAUUUGAUUUGAAUGGUGGUACAAUGGAAGAGAUUCAAACAGCAUCAAGCCGAUGCCGUGGCUUUAUGAAAUCUGUGCUAAUUAAGGUGUGGUUCGUUUUUGGUGUUGUAAAUUUGAUUUAUCAAAAUGUUGGCAUGUUGGCCUAUCUGCUGCUACCCCAACUCAGUGAAAUAUUUGAUGAUGUGGAAUUUGUGGCUAAAAUAUCGGAAACAUGUGGCAUAAUGGGCCUAACAAUAGUCGCUGUAUGUAAGAUGUUUGUUAUAUUUUGGCAUGGUGGACGUAUAUCGAUGUUGUUGCAGGAAUUGCAGGAGAUUUUCCCAGGGGAACACGAACAAUUUGCCACCCCACGUCUCUAUCGCGUACACCACUUUGCUAAAUACUCGCAACAGCUGAUGGGCCGCACCAUGAAGUUUUUCAUAUUUGCCUUUUGCGUUUACAAUAGCCUACCCAUUGGCGGAUUAUUGUAUGAAGUUACUCGGUCGGAUGGUGAGGUUAUGUAUCGUUAUCAAUCGAACACCUGGUAUCCGUGGCAGACGAAGGAUAAUACGAAGACAUGGUGGAAUUUCGCGGCCUGCUAUCUAUGCCAAGUGCAAUCCUCAUUAACAGGAGUUGGCUUUAUAAUGGCCGGGGAAUUUAUGUUGUGUUUCUUCAUAACCCAGAUGCAAAUGCAUUUCGAUUAUUUGACCAAUGCGCUGGCAAGUUUGGAUGCUGCGACGCCGAGGGCCAAUACAAAAUUGAAAUAUUUAAUUAUUUAUCAUACGAAGUUGUUGAGAUACUCGAAGGAAAUAAAUGACAUUUUCAAUAUUUCAUUUUUGGUCAACUUUAUAACCUCUUCGAUAGCCAUUUGCAUGAUGGCCUGUUCCAUGGUCAUGUUAAGCAUGAUCCAUACUGUUAAAUAUUCGGUGGGCUUGUUGUCAUUUUUGGUCUUUACGUUUUUCAUCUGCUAUAAUGGUGAGGAAUUUACCGAGGCGAGCGAUGCCAUAAUGCCAUCGGCAUUCUAUAAUAACUGGUAUGAAGGCAAUGCUGCAUAUCGUCGCAUGAUUUUAUUUUUCAUUUUACGUUCUGGGGAGUCGAAUGUUUUGAGAGCUUAUAAAUUUACCACAGUAUCGCUGCCAACAUUUAUGGCGAUUUUGAAAUUUUCCUAUCAACUAUUCACAUUUCUUCAGGCAAUGGAUUAA